This is a messenger RNA of Leptonychotes weddellii (Weddell seal), 951 nucleotides long. It is a transcript of the gene TAS2R40, whose product is annotated as taste 2 receptor member 40. NCBI's taxonomy places the organism in Eukaryota, Metazoa, Chordata, Mammalia, Carnivora, Phocidae. Gene Ontology annotation, molecular function: bitter taste receptor activity; G protein-coupled receptor activity. Gene Ontology annotation, cellular component: membrane. The record is from RefSeq and is a predicted model, not a curated record. Gene Ontology annotation, biological process: G protein-coupled receptor signaling pathway; sensory perception of taste; detection of chemical stimulus involved in sensory perception of bitter taste.
AUGGCCACGGUGAGCACAGAUGCCACGGACAGAGACACAUGCAGGUUUAAAAUCGUCCUCACCUUGGUGGCCUCUGGAAUAGAGUGCAUCACUGGCAUCGUUGGGAAUGGCUUCAUCAUGGCCAUCCAUGGGGCCGAGCGGGCCAGAGGCAAAAGACUCCCUGUCAGUGACUGCAUUCUGCUGAUGCUCAGCCUUUCCAGGCUCUUGCUGCAGAUCUGGAUGAUGCUGGAGAAUACUUACAGUCUACUGUUCCGGGUCACUUAUAACCAAAACACAGUGUUUAUACUCUUCAAAGUCGUCAUCAUGUUUCUGAACUAUUUCAACCUCUGGCUUGCUGCCUGGCUCAACAUCUUCUAUUGUCUUAGAAUUGCAAACUUUGCUCACCCUUUGUUCUUCUUGAUGAAGAGGAAAAUCACAGCGCUGAUGCCUUGGCUUCUGGGACUGUCACUGUUCAUCUCCUUAUGCUUCAGCUUUCCCUUCUCUACAGAUAUCUUCAAUGUAUAUGUAAAUAGUUCCAUUCCCAUCCCCUGCUCCAACACCCUGGAGAAGUACUUCUCUGAGACCAAUGUGGUCAACCUGGUUCUUCUCUAUAACCUGGGGAUCUUCAUUCCUCUGCUCAUGUUCAUCCUUUCAGCCACCCUGCUGAUCAUCUCUCUCAAGAGACACACCCUCCACAUGGAGAGCAAUGCCACUGGUUCCAGGGACCCCAGCAUGGAGGCUCACAUGGGGGCCAUCAAAGCUACCAGCUGCUUUCUCAUUCUCUACAUUUUCAAUGCAGUUGCUCUAUUUAUUUCCAUGUCCAACAUCUUCGACAUCAACAGUUCCUGGAAUAUUGUGUGCAAAAUCGUCAUGGCCGCUUACCCGGCUGGCCACUCAGCGCUGAUCUUGGGGAACCCUGGGCUGAGAAGAGCAUGGAAGAGGUUUCAGCACCAUGUUCAUCUUCACCUGUAA